CUCGUUCACAAUUCUCCCAUCAUCAAAAUCUCACAAAUUUGGUUGGAACUCAGAAGACAGUUCAUUAUGUCGUCCAACCCUAGUGACCUCUACUCCCAGAGUUUCAAUUUUCAAAGUUUUCUGCAGAAAGGAGUCGAUCCUCGUACUGGACAAUACACCGUCAGCAUUCAACUCUUUGAUGCGCCAUCGGAGACUCGCAACUGUCCGUCACUCAAACUAUCGUUGAGCUACAAUCCCCUCAACACCAAAGAUAUCGGUCUGGGCACUGGCUGGUCUUUUAAUCUACCCUCCUACGACCAUCGCCAAGGCAAGACUCUGUUGCUCUCGACGGGUGAAAACUUCCAAGCCACUGAGACGACCAGUGCCUUUUUCAUCCAGGACCAGAAGCUCAAGAGCUUCCAGGCCAAGAGAACGGGAUCAUCAGCAGGAUCUAUUUAUGAGGUGGCCUACAAAUCAGGCCAGGUAGAGAUUCUCUCCGGUUUCAACAACACUUACAACCAAUCGGUUCCAAUCACCAUCUACGGCGCAAAUGGUCGUGCACUCAGUCUGGAGUGGACCCGCAACGGUGAACAGCCACGACUGAGUAAGAUUCAAGACGGUGACGAUGUUCUGCUGGAAGUUCAGUAUUCCGAUGCGCAAGUAACCAUCACCAAGGCGCCUGGAACUACCGCGGCCAGCACCUUCACGCUUAUCCGGCGUAAUGCGCAAUUAACCCAGCUCAAACUGCCGCUGGACGACGACACGCCCCCGUGGCAGUUUUCGUACAACUCCCUCAGCAACGGAUUUGUGUGUGUCUCACAGGUGACAAGCCCCACUGGUUUGGUUGAAGAGGUCAAUUACAAGCAAGAUGGUCACCAGCUGCCCUCUGGAGCGCCUUUUACGAGAAUUCCAUACGUGGUGUCUCAUGUGGCGCGUCCAGGCCGUCAGCAGCCAGCCAUAAAGACAAUCUACAGUUACUCCUCAUAUAACUUCCUGGGCUAUGGAGGAGGACGGCAGUGGAGCGCUACCGGCGAUAACUUGUACCAGGUGCCUGCGGAAUACCAGUACACAUCCACGGCGCAGCUUGAAGGUGGAGCAACUACAACCUAUACUUACAACAAGUUCCACUUGACCACCAAGAUCGAGGAACAACUGAACACGAAGAAAACUACCCAGGACAUCACGUAUCAUGCGACUCCGAAUACAGCAUUUGACGAUCAGCCUGCGCAAUACUUGUUACCCAAAACGGUUGCAAUCACCUAUGCGGACACAACUGCCUCCAGUCGGACAGAAACAACAACAACCGAGUUUGACGAAUGGGGCAAUCCUGCUACGGAGAUCAAACCGGAUGGCUUGAUUACCACUCGCACAUACUACGCUGCAGAUGGGGAGGCAAAUUGCCCGGCUGACCCUCAUGGUUUCCAACGAUACUUGAAGACGGAAACAGUGACUCCGGCGGAGACGUCCUUUGCUGCACCGACCAGAACAGAGAAAUUCGGUUAUUUGGAGCUCCCUACUUCAAGCAAUGCGACAGUACAGACAUUUGUUCUGCAAUCAUCGCGCGUCACUCUUGAGGGGGACACCUCGCUGACCACUGCCGAGUAUACGUAUAUCAACCAGCCAGACUCACGCGAUCAUGGACGCGUCCAAGAACAAAAAACAUGGUUAUCCUCGAAAGACAACGCCACAACCCAGACAUUUGCCUACGAGUAUCUCAAUAGCGGCGAAUUGAAAAAGACACUCAAUACGGCCGGCUUCGACGGUGUUUCGGCCAAAUUCGAAACCGUCCAUUCCCUGUCAUCUGGAAAGGUUACAGGACAGACAGAUGAUGCUGGUAUCCAGGAUGUCUUCCAGUACGAUGCAUUGGGCAGAUUGGUUAAAGCCGCAACAGCGAUCGAUACCGAUCAGGAAGCAGUCCGCUACAACAGUUACGCCAUCUCUGACGACGGCAGUAGUGGUAUGGUGCUGUCAGUCACGGAUGCUAAAGGUGUUCAGACACAAUACAUUUCUGACGGCCUGGAGAGAAUCUGCCAAGUGAAGAGACAAGAUGAUGAUGGCUCGUGGGAUGCAUCUACCAACACAUACUCCGGCACUUUUCGCUUACUGCAGGAGCGCAACUACAAUGCUCUGGGCCAACAUAUUGAACAAACUGACAUUGACUGGCUGCGUACCACAGAUAGCGACCCAACGGAACUACGAACAACCGAGGAACUGCAGUAUGACGACUGGGGUCAGGUCCUGAAGACUGUAAACAACAGCACAGGCGUCACGACGAUUUCAGCAACGGAUCCUAUCAGCCUGAGUCAAACAGAAGGAAUCGAGGGCGAAGGCCAAACCGUCACGCAGCUCAAUCUGUCCGGCGUGCCUACUCAAAUCCGCCUUCUGGGUAAAGAUGGAACCGAGUACAGCAAGCUCAGAUACAGCUACGAUGGCCUCGGACGGCUGGUAGAAGAAGAAAAUGCCUUGGGUCGCAAGACAAAAUACCAAUCUGACUCGUUUGACCGAGUCACUAAGACUACAUGGGUGAGCGGCCGGGAAGUCAACGUUCAGUAUGCCACUCAAAGCGCGGCAGCUCUCCCAACCUCACUCCAAGUCAAUGACACAAGUCUGGGUGGACAGUCUUUCGAUGGAUUGGACCGAUUGACGCAGCGAACAGUCGGCACGCGCAGUUUGAAGCAAUCCUACCAGGGCAGCACCCCAGAGCCAACUCAGAUUGCCACGGACAAGGGCGACUUCAAACUCACAUACGAACCGGGUUUGCGCCAAUCGCUUUCGACAGUCAGUGGCCAAGAUAGGAAUGAGACAUACAAAUAUGACUCAAAGACGGGAGUUGCGCUACAGCUCAAAGGCUCAUCCAGCACCGCGGAUCGUCAGUACUUCCCGUCAGGCCUACUGAAAAGUGAAGCGCUCGACCUCAGCGAAGGUGUGGCAUCCUUUUCUACUCAAUCGACAUACUCGAUGGCCGGGAAGUUGCAAGGAUAUACCGACGUCCAUGGAAAGAAAUACCAGAACACAUAUGAUAGUGCAGGCCGCCUGAGUUCCUUGACUCUUGGAUCCCUCACGGUCUCUUAUUUAUACGACAGCGCCAACCGUCUGUCCGGCACUACAGUUCAAGACCAAGAGCAUGAUUCCAGCUUGACCACAAACCUUGUCUACGAUGACUUCGGUCGAGAGAUUGAGCGCACAGUGUUGCAAGGGGAGAAACAGGUGUCUAGACUGAUUCAAUCCUUUGGCGAGACGAGUCUUAUCACCACGCGGCAAGUAGAAGAUAAUGGGAACAUUGUCCGAAACGAAUCAUUUGCCUACGACGAGCACAACCGUUUGGUCAAGUACACAUGCGAGGGAAGCCAACUUCCGAAAGAUGAGAAGGGACAUGAAAUCCAAUCCCAAGAAUUCACCUUCGAUAACCUCGACAACAUCACAUCAGUCACAACAGGUUUCCAAGAUGGGACACAAAACACGGCAACCUAUUCAUACAGUCAGAGUGAUCCAACCCAGCUCAGCCAGAUUACAAACAGCCAUCCCGAUUUCACACCUCAAAUCACCCUGGUAUAUGAUGCUAAUGGAUGUCUCAUCCAAGAUGAGCAAGGCCGUGCCUUGGAAUACGACAGCGGUGGCCGCCUGAAGUCAGUCAAAGAUACCAGUGGCAGCCUUCUGAGUCAAUACAGCUAUGAUGCAGCUGGUAAACUGAUCUCCCAGUCAAUCCCUGACCAGCCAGAUACCCAGCUGUUCUACCGACAGGACAAACUUAUCAGUGUCAAGUCCGGAGACCGCCAAGUGAGCUAUAUAUCUGCUGGCAAUGAAUACCUGGGACAAAGUACCCAGAACGGCGAGUCUACGGAGAUUCAGCUCUGGGGAUCUGACGCGAAUGGCUCUGUGCUCAACUGGUUCGACACAGCACAGCCAGAUCAAAUCCACCAACAGCAGUACACGCCGUACGGCUUCAGCGCCCCCGAUUCUGCCUCCUCCAUAGGCUUCAACGGCCAGUGGCGUGAUCCAGUCACAGGAUGGUACCAUCUGGGUAACGGAUACCGCGUCUACAACCCCGUCUUGAUGCGCUACCAUAUCUGUUCCUAUUCCGACUCCGACACUGGUUGCCACUCCGGCUGCGAUUCCCACGCCGAUCUCGAUGGCCACACUUGCUCCGGCUGUGAGGACGCCGACUGCGACGCUCACUACCACGCUGAUUACGUAAGCGUAGCCGUUGACUUCACCUGUGCCGAAUGGGCUGCUGGGGUCGGCGAGGCUGGUGGCCGGUUUCUAGCUUCUGGACUCAAAUUCGCCACCAACUUCAAGAGUUUCAUCGGACGAGCUGGCUCAUACACGGUCAAUGAGGUUGCAAAGACGGGCGGGGAAAUUUUCAAGGACGCUGUCAAAGGGGCUGUGGAAGGUGAAGUCGCCGGUCAGCUUACCUACGGCUUCUAUGGGGAUGCACUCUACAGCGCGUUGGAAGGAGAAGACUCCUCGACGCCCCAGCAGGUCUCGAAUUCAUCACCGGUAACUAGCACACCGUCAUCAUCUCAGCCCUCUCAGAAGGGCCAGGUGGUCGCGGUCAGAGAGGCGUCGUUGGCUAGAGAUCCCAUCAGACUUUCUCUGCGGGAUGGUCAAUCCACCGUUUCUUCUAAUCGGGACCGCGCAUUCGGUAAGGAUGCCGGCAAGUCCAUUCCUGGCAUCUUGAAUCGCCAGCUCAAGUGCACUUUCGGGCCGCUUGGAGCAUCGCAGGGCAAGCGGCAAGCGACGGGAAGUGGUGCACUUGAGUCUCUGGAGAAGAAGAGAAGGUCGUGCGCGUCGGUGAGGAUCUAUCUAGCAACUAUAUACUAUCACAAUCUGAGAUAUUCCUCAAUAAUUAAAACAAUGAUGGUCUAUGGUGCGCGAAAAAAAUGA
This is a messenger RNA of Aspergillus neoniger CBS 115656, 4863 nucleotides long. RefSeq names its product RHS repeat domain-containing protein. NCBI's taxonomy places the organism in Eukaryota, Fungi, Ascomycota, Eurotiomycetes, Eurotiales, Aspergillaceae. Bases 67 to 4863 code for a protein of 1598 amino acids. The record is from RefSeq and is a predicted model, not a curated record. The transcript is spliced from 5 exons.